UCUCACCACGUGGGGUGGUCUUGCGUCAUCAAUAUGUGGGUACGUGACAUCACUAGGUAACUUGGCUUCCGUUUCAGUCUGCCUAGCUGGCCGGGGAGGGGCCUGGGGCAAUCCUGCGCCACCGAGAGUACAAUCUACAGUGGCGAAAAUCCAUGAGAAAAGACGACGGAUACAGGAAAAUCAUCACGCCCUCUACCGACUAAAGGUGCGGGUGCAGUAAACCAAACAAGCUCGCCCAAACGGACACCACAACCAAGAACAAGAUGGCAGACUGUGUUCCCGUGAAGUUUUCGCUGAGGGGGAAAAUAAGUGGAGACGUUUUUGUUCUGGGUUCCUGGGACGGAUGGAGUCAGGCUACCAAACUAGACAAAAGCGAUGAAACUCUAGAGAACAGCACGCGGCUAAGUCUACCAUGCGGCUACUAUGAGUACAAGUUUAAGAUAGGCGACCACUGGAUCCACGACAAUACAAAGCCGACGGUGGUGAACAAGUUUCGGACACUAAACAACUUCGUCCACGUCAUGAAGCCACCCGAUAUCGCCAUCAGUGACGCUAGCGACCAGCCUGAAAUUACUGUUGAUUUCAACCCUAUUUUACAAGCCACAGAGGAACCUCUGCCAUUGAUUCCAAAGCUAUACGAAGCUGCACCAAAAGAAAAUCAAGAUGGCGACGAAGAGUCUGCUUUCAAGCAAAGUGUCGAAGAGGCGCCAGAACCACCGACGAGUGUGACACCAACUAGCGAUAUCACAAUAGACGCUGUUACAGCAAAGGUACAAACUGGUGAGGAAGUCGAAACGACGUCGUUACGGGUAGCAGACGAAAUUGUAAAGGAAACAGAGCAAGUCAAAGAUACAGUUUUCGUACCUGUAGUUGAAAGUUCAGACGAGACGUCAGUCAAAGUAUCUCUUGUUGAAGACGAACAUGGGAAUGCUAAAGUAGACAAUAUUGAAGCAUCUGAAACGGCGGCGUUACAGAUAGCAGACGAAAUCGUCAAGGAAACAGAAGAAGUCAAAGAUACAGUUGACGUACCUGUAACUGAACGUCAAGACGAGACGUCAGUCAAAGUAUCGAUUGUUGAAGACGAACAUGGCGCUGCUGAAGUAGAAAAUGUUGAAACACCUUUUGAAACGACGUCGUUACAGGUAGCAGACGACGUCGCGAAGGAAACAGAGCAAGUCAAAGAUACUGUUGAAGUACCUGUACUAACUGGACGUCAAGACGAGACGUCAAUCAAAGUAUCGCUUGUUGAAGACGAACAUGGUGCUGCUGAAGUAGGAAAUGUUGAAACACCUGAAACGACGGCGUUACAGGUAUCAGGCGAAACCGUGAAGGAAACAGAGCAAGUCAAAGAUACAGUUGACGUACCUGUAAUUGAAAGUCCAGAAGAGACGUCAAUCAAAGUAUCACUGGUUGAAGACGAACAUGGUGCGGCUGAAGUAGAAAAUGUUGAAACACCUUUUGAAACGACGUCGUUACAGGUAUCAGCCGAAAUCGUGAAAACAGAACAAGUCAAGGAUGCAGUUGAAAUACCUGUAAUUGAAAGUCCAGACGAGGCGUCGACGCCAGUCAAAGCAUCGCUUGUUGAAGACGAACAUGGUGCUGCAGAAGUAGACAAUGUUGAAACACCUUCUGAACAAGAGAAAAGCAGUUCAGACGCCCGAAACAUUGCAGAAAGGGUCUCUGACAAAUCAGUUCAUCAGGAAGAGAUAGCUGCUGACGAAAACGAAGUUAAGCUGCAGAAAGAAAUAGAAAACGCCGCCGUUCACGAAGCGACCAAGAUUGAGGGAGGCUCCAUUAAAACCGAACGGCAACUUCAACAAGAAAUUGCUGAUUAUCUUGCAAGAGAAAACGACAACGUGCCAGAAAUGAUUGCCACCAAAGAAACAGUUGACCAGAAAGAUAAUGCCAGCAAUGAUGUUCAAGACACCAUCGAAAAGGUAGCAGACGACAAAAUAGUGCCUCAAGAAGAACAUCGUGACGAGUCAGUAGAACGUGACCCGAGGACAGUUCCAGACGACGAAACACUUUCUCUAGAAAAGAGACACACUGUACCAGAAACAAAGGAGUCUGUUAGUGAAAACCAAGACAAAACGCCCAUAAGUGCUAUCAAGGCAGACGGCGAGACAGGUCCUGAACUUGUUCAACAUCAAACGGAGAAAUACGACCACAAGGUUAUUCAAGACAUCCCCGAGUCAAAGGACGAUUGUGCAUCUGAUGAAGUCACUAAAGUACUCGAGGAAAGGACGCUCCAGGAAGAGGAGAAGGCACCUAUCCUGCCUCAGUCAGAACCGGUGAGUGAAACUGUCCAACCAGUGCUGCAAGAACAGCAGCCCGAAGAGACUACUUUAGAAACCUUAGACAAACACACCAACAAAGCAGUGCCACUAGAGGAGACGCCCAUAAAGACUGCCGAAGGUGGUCUUGAAAUAGAAGCAUUCGAGCCUGUAGUUGAAAGGCAGUCUCUAGACGAGAUACCCAUCGAAGCUGAGCCGAACGUCCAGGAGAAAGUAGCACAGACUGUGUCUAAAGAAACUGAAAAACACGACAAUGUUACUCAAGACAUCCCUGAGAUAAAGGAAGAUACAACAACUGAUGAGGUACCACCACAGAAAAAAGGAGUUGAAACUGACAAAGAACAGGAAAAGGAAGCAACAAGCCUAGACAAUGGCAGUGAUAAAACGAAUCUUCAGCAAGGGAAUCAGAAACUUGACGAAACGGCUCCUCCAAAAGAGGCAGCCAACCAUGUCGAAACCAUGGUUGAUGAUGUAGUCAAGGAAAUUACUAAAACAGCCAUUCAAGAAGCUGGCAAAACAAGUCCUCAGCAAGAGACAGUUGAAAGCGCUGCCAUGCAAGACCUGGAGGAGAAAACUCAAGAAAAACUCACCAAAGAGCCAGCUAAGCACGAAAUACCUAAUGAGGCGGAAGUCGAAGUUACUCCACAUACCACAGGUCAGGAAGAGAAAGCCGAUAUGGCUGAAACAGAGAAAGAUAAAGCUGUCGAGGAUGUCACGGGCGAGGUAAAGGGGGCAGACAAAGAAGCUGCUCUUCCUCAAGUCCAUACCAAAGCUGAUGUAACCGACUAUAACAUGACAGAGGUCUUGAAGGAAAAUUUACAAGACGCAAGGAAUGACAAGAAGUCUUCUGCAGUUGACAUUGAAAAGACAACCCAAAAUACAGAAGUGGAAGUUACUCCUUCUAGGGUAGAUGCCAAUGCUGUCCUAACCGACAAGAUGGAGGCUUUGACUGAAAUACUACACGAAAAAGAAAAAGAUGAAAAACCAGUCGUCGUUGACGUUGGAAAGGCAACCCAACUUGAGCCGGACGCACCGACGUAUGCUCCUGAUAUAACAGACUUAGAUAAAACCACGAAAAAGACUACGAUUGAAACAAAAGUAAAACAAGAAGACGAUGAUGGCCUAGAAAGCAUGCAUAAAGAAGAAGUUCUUCCGGAAGAUGAGACUACCAAAGAUGUAGUAAGCAACCUUGAAAAAGAAGUAGAAAAGCCUUCGCCCAAAGCACCAGUUCAGGAGAAAAUGUCUGAUACGGUAGUCAUAGAAAAGGUGGAAAAGGAAAAAGACAAGGCUUUGGGAGAAUCGCCUCAGAAGGUAGACAAAGCAAUGAAGGAAGCAGACAAAAUUGUACCGGUAGAUGGUGGUAAGGAGGUUCAGGACAGGGUGGGCUUGGGAGACCUUGAAACAUCUCCUACAAAAGAAAUAGGUGAACAUGUUAUAUUCGACAAGGCUGUCAGCGACGAAUACAAAGAUGCUAUCGAAGAAAAGACCAGUGUUGCUGUCUCGGAAGAGCAGAAAGGUGACAAGACCGAGGUUCUUAUCGAAACAAAACCUGUGGAAGAAGCGACUAGUAAGGUAAUUCUAGACAACCUAGGGGCUGAUAUAAAACCACAGGAAGAAGUUGCUGUCAAAGAGCAAACGAUAGCCAAGCCUGUCACGGGGGUAGAGGAAGAACCAAGUAAUCAGAUACAAGUAGAAGACAACUCUGAAAAACGCGAGCCACCAUCAGAAACGACGAAGAUUUCUCAAGAACUAGAAGACGUCAAAUCAAGAACAACCACUAAAGAAAGAAAAGAGUUACCGACGGCUGGUGGCUCUGAAAUACCUAUCCUUCUGUUGACAGAGAAACAAGAGAAGCCACUUAAACCAGAAUCCAAGAAGGACACGAAGAAAAAGGAAGACGCAAAGUCACGUCUUCCAUUCUGGAAAAAGGACAAGACUUCAGCUGAGCAGGAGAAGUCUACUCCUGAGAAGAAGCCUACAAGGGAAGUACAGACAACAAAGAAAGAAGAUCAGCCAAAACCUCAAACUACAUCAUCGAAGGAGGAGGCGAAGAAGAAAGAAGGUCCAACGUCGCGCCUUUCUUUCUUGAAGAAGAAGAAGAAAGAAGAACCUACGGUUCAGAAGCAAACUGAGAAGUCCAAACCUGAGACGGAGAAACCUUCACCCGAAGAACCCACGACUAAGACGGAGAAAGCAAAAACAAGCAAUGACGACACCAAGCCGCAAGGUUUCAUGGGAAUAUUGCGGUGCUGUAGGUGCUUCUGAAGUCACAGCGAGGAAGAAAAAG
Branchiostoma floridae (Florida lancelet) is the source of this 4581-nucleotide messenger RNA. RefSeq names its product protein P200-like. The record is from RefSeq and is a predicted model, not a curated record. The transcript is spliced from 7 exons. The coding region runs from base 264 to 4559 and encodes 1431 amino acids. NCBI's taxonomy places the organism in Eukaryota, Metazoa, Chordata, Leptocardii, Amphioxiformes, Branchiostomatidae.